AAUUUUAUCAAGAAGCUGACUUAUUACACUGAACUCUUUCAGUUUUAGGGAGGAAGCUUGCUUUAUAUAUUGGCUAAUUGACUAAUGGUUUUGCAUCUUACCAUUUGCUGCAGGAGAGGUGUUUGUGCUGGAUGAUGGAGGGGAGGUAGACCUGGAUUUGGGUAAUUACGAACGCUUCCUUGAUAUCUGUCUCACCAAGGACAAUAAUCUGACUACUGGGAAAAUCUAUCAAUAUGUCAUCAACAAGGAAAGGAAGGGUGACUACCUGGGCAAAACUGUGCAAGUUGUCCCCCACAUCACAGAUGCUAUCCAAGAGUGGGUAAUGAGACAGGCACGAAUUCCUGUGGAUGAAGAUGGCCUUGAACCCCAAGUGUGCGUGAUUGAGCUUGGUGGAACAGUGGGAGAUAUAGAAAGUAUGCCCUUCAUCGAGGCUUUCCGUCAGUUCCAGUUCAAAGUCAAAAGAGAAAACUUCUGUAAUAUUCAUGUCAGUCUAGUUCCCCAGCCAAGUUCUACAGGAGAGCAGAAGACGAAACCUACCCAGAACAGUGUUCGUGAACUCAGAGGACUUGGUCUCUCGCCAGACUUGGUUGUGUGCAGAUGCUCUACUCCCCUGGACACUUCCGUAAAGGAGAAGAUCUCAAUGUUCUGUCAUGUAGAACCAGAGCAGGUCAUUUGUGUCCAUGAUGUCUCUUCCAUCUACCGUGUCCCCCUCUUGCUUGAGGAGCAGGGAGUUGUUGAUUACUUCCGCCGCAGGCUUGACCUUCCCAUCGAGAAGCAGCCCAGGAGGAUGCUCAUGAAGUGGAAGGAGAUGGCUGACAGGUAUGACCGUUUGCUAGAGACCUGCUCCAUCGCACUUGUUGGCAAAUACACCAAGUUCUCCGAUUCCUAUGCUUCUGUCAUUAAAGCUUUGGAGCAUUCUGCACUGGCCAUCAACCACAAGCUGGAGAUAAAGUAUAUCGAUUCUGCAGACUUGGAACCAGGAACUCUACAAGAAGAUCCCGUUCGAUACCACGAGGCCUGGCAGAAACUCUGUAGUGCUGAUGGAGUCCUGGUCCCAGGUGGGUUUGGCAUUCGAGGAACAGAAGGGAAAAUUCAAGCUAUUUCCUGGGCAAGAAAACAGAAAAAGCCCUUGUUAGGAGUUUGUUUGGGGAUGCAGCUAGCAGUUGUGGAGUUUGCACGCAAUGUUCUUGGCUGGCAAGAUGCCAAUUCGACAGAAUUUGACCCCAAAACGACUCAUCCGGUGGUCAUAGACAUGCCAGAACACAAUCCUGGGCAAAUGGGUGGGACCAUGCGGCUUGGCAAAAGGAGAACCCUCUUCCAAACCAAGAACUCCAUCAUGAGAAAACUGUAUGGAGACCAUGACUUCUUGGAAGAGAGGGACAGACACAGAGUUGAGGUGAAUCCAGAACUGAAAAGCUGCUUUGCUGAGCAGGGCCUGAAAUUCGUAGGCCAGGACGUGGAGGGAGAGCGCAUGGAAGUAGUUGAGCUGGAAGAGCAUCCCUUUUUCGUUGGUGUCCAGUAUCACCCCGAGUUCCUCUCCAGACCCAUCAAGCCGUCUCCCCCCUACUUUGGCCUCCUGCUGGCCUCUGCCGGGAGGCUCACGCAUUAUCUACAGAAGGGCUGUCGGCUCUCUCCCAGGGACACUUACAGCGACAGGAGCGGCAGCAGCUCGCCUGACUCGGAGAUCACAGAACUGAAGUUCCCGUCAGUGAAUCCUGACUAAGUCCUGCUCCUGGCUGAAGAGGGGCAGAGUCUGCUGGAUUUCCCGGGCAUUCGCACCGCGAGAGCCGGAAGGCCUGUCUGCUUUAAGUUAUGUUUUUAUCAUUUUUGUUAUGAAGCGAUCUUGGUCCUUUUUCUUUUAUGAAUUUACUCUCUUGUUGAAUGUU
Messenger RNA from Pelodiscus sinensis (Chinese soft-shelled turtle), 1886 nucleotides. Lineage: Eukaryota; Metazoa; Chordata; Testudines; Trionychidae. The record is from RefSeq and is a predicted model, not a curated record.